AUGAAAGGAGAGCCUUCAGUCACUAUAAGAAUGAAGUCAAGUUGGAUAUGGAACUCGAUGGAAGAAACUGAAAUUGUAAAAGAUGGUGGAGAAAAACCUAAAGGAACUAUUUGUCCCUGA
Messenger RNA from Entrophospora sp. SA101, 120 nucleotides. The record is from the annotation of a GenBank genome assembly. NCBI's taxonomy places the organism in Eukaryota, Fungi, Glomeromycota, Glomeromycetes, Entrophosporales, Entrophosporaceae.